AUGAUUUCGUUCGCUGUUGCUUUGGCUCUCGCCACCAUCCCUUCCGCCCUCGGCGCUACAUUCGAAGUUCAAGUUGGAGCUAAUGGUCUCACCUAUACACCCGAGUUCGUCAACGCGGUGCCUGGCGACAUCGUCAACUUCACUUUUUCUCCUAAAAACCACACGGUUACGCAGUCAAGCUUCGACACACCGUGUGUUGCCGCAGCCGGUGGUGCGAGGACUGGUUUCAUUCCUGUUGCCCCUGGUACUUCGCCUUUGCCAGUCAGGCAAUUCAUCGUCCCAGAGAGCACCGCCCCCAUUUGGUUCUACUGUGGUCAGACCGCCCCAGUGAGCCAUUGUGGCUCAGGCAUGGUCUUCGCGAUCAAUCCCCCAGCGGAAGGCGACCCGCAGUCUUUCAGCGCGUUCAAGGCGCGGGCUCAGGGUCAGGCAGCGCCCACUGACACUACGCCACCAGCAUCUACCACGACACCACCCGCAACUAGCACGGCGGCGCCCCCAACCGGCACCCAAGCUACUGAGCACAAGAUCGUUGUUGGUGGCCCGAACGGCGAGCUGACCUUCACCCCGUCCAACAUCGCCGCGGCCGUUGGUGAUACCGUCCUGUUCGAGUUCCAUCCGAAGAACCAUACCGUCACCCAGUCGAGCUUUGCACAGCCCUGCUCUCCAUUUGCAAGCGCUGCAGGAGCUCCUGGCUUCCGAUCUGGCUUCCAGUUCGUUGCUCUUGAUGCCACGGAAUUCCCAACGUUCUCGCUUUUGAUCAACGAUACUGAACCCAUCUGGGGCUACUGUGGACAGAGAAGUCCCAUCAGCCACUGUGGCGCCGGAAUGGUCUUUGCCAUCAACGCCGUCGAGUCAGGAGACAACAACUUCGCUGCCUUCCAGGCAGCCGCCAGGCGUGCUGAGGGCGGUAGUGCCUCCACUGGAACUCCCUCUGCCACCACCAGCCCGGCUCCCACUGGCGGCGCCCUAUCCACGCGGGCGAGCGUCGGCCUUACCGCCGGCCUGGUCGUUCUCGGUUUUGUCGCUACCUUCCUCUGA
Cyclocybe aegerita is the source of this 1038-nucleotide messenger RNA. The record is from the annotation of a GenBank genome assembly. NCBI's taxonomy places the organism in Eukaryota, Fungi, Basidiomycota, Agaricomycetes, Agaricales, Hemipholiotaceae.